AUGUCCUUAACCGAUCUAACUGCCUUGGCUCAAGAUAUAUGUUCCAUCUAUUACGACUUCUAUGACGAUUAUAAUGUGCAAAUUAAAAUUGGAGAAAAUUCAGAAAUGGAAAUCUUCAAAGCCCAUUCGGUUAUUCUUAGGGCCAGGUCACUGUAUUUUCGCGAAUCAUUUUCUAACAAUUGGGUGGAACGGGAACAGGAUGGGAGCUUCACUCUCACGAAUAACUUCGAUCGUGAUAACAGGUAUAUCUAUACUGGAACAUGUGACCUAAAAGAUUGCGAUACUAUAAUAAAGUUACUAAUAGCGGCCGACGAAUUGGCAAUCGAUGGGCUUGUUAAGCACAUACAAAAUUACAUAAUUACAAAUGAGACCGCUCUGUUGCUUGAAAAUCUCGUUAAGAUUUUUCAAAUUUCAUCAAAGCAUGAAGCGUUCGCUGAACUUCGAGAAGUCUGUGGUCAGCAAAUAAGUCGAAAUCCCGAUCUAUUAUUGAAAUCGAGCGACAUUGCGUGGGUAGAGAAAAACUCGCUUCUUACCUUUAUCAAACGUGACGACAUUAACACCGACGAAAUCAAUAUUUGGAAUAGUGUAGUAAAAUGGGGCAUGGGUCAAGAGCCAAAACUUGAUGAGGACAUCAAGAAUUGGACUAGCGAUGACUUUAAAGAGUUGAAGAACAGAGUUCAUGAUUUCUUUCCAUACAUUAGAUUUUUUAUAAUAUCCGGUAGACUUUAUUAUGAAUACAUUCGACCAUUUAAAUCCAUCUUGCCAAAGCGUCUUAAAGAAAAGCUCAAGAAAUUUUAUUAUUUUGGAAGCACCGAUCCACCCUGCGAGGAGCUUCCUUCCCGGGUUUUACGUUACGACCCAGGUUCUAUUUUGAUUGAAUCCACUCAUCUUUCGUUAAUUUCGAGUUGGAUUGAUCACAGGGACUACAAUAGCAAACUCGACAUCAUCCCCUAUGAAUUCAAAUUAUUGAUACGAGGUAGUCGGGAUGGAAUGAAGAUUCAGGAAUUCCAUGAUCGAUGUGAUAAUAAAAAGGCCACAUUGAUUGUAAUAAAGGUUGCAGACACUGGUGAUAUUAUUGGAGGAUAUAAUCCAUUGCCCUGGGCCUCCACUCAUAAAUGGAUAUCCACUACCGAGAGUUUCAUCUUCUCGCUGGGCAUUGAUGGAAAAGGAAUAGACGGGAAAGGAAUUGGUAAUUCCAUAUUAAGCAGGGUGACCAACCCCGAUGAAGCUAUAUUCGAUGGGAAUAGUACUUCUCCAAACUUUGGAUUUGGAUAUGACUUGUGGUGGUUUGGGGGUCGAGGUUACAGAAAAGAUUAUGAGAAGAGUAUUUUGCUAAAUUCCAGCUUUAAGACACAGGAUUACGAAGUGUUUGAGGUUAUUAAAAAGUGA
Acaulospora colombiana is the source of this 1389-nucleotide messenger RNA. NCBI's taxonomy places the organism in Eukaryota, Fungi, Glomeromycota, Glomeromycetes, Diversisporales, Acaulosporaceae. The record is from the annotation of a GenBank genome assembly.